Molecule: messenger RNA, 1526 nt
Organism: Rhodotorula graminis WP1
Lineage: Eukaryota; Fungi; Basidiomycota; Microbotryomycetes; Sporidiobolales; Sporidiobolaceae
Exons: 9
Biological process (GO): cytoskeleton organization
Cellular component (GO): cell division site; cytoplasm; mitotic actomyosin contractile ring, proximal layer
Molecular function (GO): phospholipid binding
Source: RefSeq, a predicted model, not a curated record
AUGUCGCAAGCCCGCGCCCCGUCUCACGGCCGCCAUCGCUCAACCUCGGGCGGUCCCGUCGGUGGCUCUGCCCAGGGCGAGUUCCGCCCGCCGCAGGACACGAGCGCCGACCUGUACGACGUGUGCAACGCCUUCUGGAGCGCUGGCCACGGUGGGAGGAGGGACGCCGACGGCAAGGAGUCGGACUGGGGCAAGGAAGGGUUCGAGACGGUCCUCGGGCGGGUCAAGAGCGCGAGCAAGGGCAUCGAGGACAUGCGGGCACUGCUCAAGGAGAGAGCUUCCGCGUCCGAGGACUACGCCAAGCGCCUCAUCAAGCUAUCCAAGCACCCGUUCGGGACCGGCGAGACUGGGCACAUGGAGCGCGCUCAGGUACAGCUCAAGAACGAGCUCGAGAGCUCGGCCAAGAGCCAGCAGGACCUGGCGCAGCUGUUGCGGAACCAGGAGGCGACAGCGGGCGAGUUUGCCCAGAAGAGGGACUCGCUGCGCAAGGCGCAACAGCAGAACGUCGAGAAGCUGUGGAAGAACCUGCUGAACCAGCGAGCGCACGUCGUCAAGGCCAAGGAGAAGUACGAGGCGGACGCCAUCCAGAUCAACGCGCUGCACGCGCAGGCGUCGCUCCUGCAGGGCAAAGAGCUCGACAAGGUCUCGAUCAAGCUCGACAAGGUGCAGCAGUCGGUCGAGGUCAACGAGCGCGACUACAAGAACUACGCCAACGUGCUCAAGCAGACGACCGCCGAGUGGAAUAUGGCGUGGAAGGCGUUCUGUGACCUCGUGCAAGACCAGGAGGAGGAGCGCCUCGAGUUCGUCAAGUCGCGCAUGUGGGACUACGCCAACGGGCUCUCGGCCGUCGCGAUGCAGGAGGACGAGUCGGCUGAGCGCACCCGGACCGCCCUCGAGCAGUGCGACCCCAAGGUCGACAUCCGCAUCUUCGUGUCGCAGUUCGGCACAGGCAACCUCAUCCCCGACCCGAUCCCGUUCGUCGACGUCAAGGCCAAGGAGGCGCCGCCCAAGCAGGGCUACAAGUCGGCGCGCUUCAUCCGCUCGUCGACUCGUAUCCCGGGCGUCAAGCACUCGCCGUCGGCCGUGGGCGACAUCACGCGCGCGCUCGGCCAGCAGCAGGCGCAGCCGCCGAGGCAGGGCGCAGCGCAGCCGAUGCAGAUGAGCCGGUCGGGGAGCCAGCCCGAGGCCGUCGCCGCGGCACGCCCGCAGUCGCGCUCUGCCAAUCGAGCGUCGAACCCGAACCUCGCCGCCGAGAGCGCCGCCGCCGCACCGGCCCCUUCCCCUCAGCAGCAGCACUUCCCGCCGCCGCCCUCCCACCCGACAGCUCCCCCUCCCGACGCCGCCCUCUCUCCUUCCCGUUUUGCCGUCUCGCCCUCGGCCAACCUGCGCGCGCGCCCGUCGUCCGAGCACAUCACCCCGGCGUCGACCUCGCCCGCCAAGCCCGGCCACAUGUCGGCGGGCGCGUUCCAGAACCGCCUCUCGCUCGUGUCGCCCUCGCUCGGCAGCAGCGCGAGCGCCAUCGGCGA